UUAUUUUAAAUGAUGUCUUAUAUCUGUGCAUUAAUAUUAAACGGGUUGUAAUGAGAGCCUCCUGCCUGCAUGUUUCUCCAUUUGUGUAACUUCAUUCUGCACCUCUCAUGUGAUGCCAAAACAAACAAGAACAACUGCAAGCUCAGCAGCUCGUAAAGCGCAUGUGGUCAUGAUGACAUAUUAGAUGAACAUCUUUAGAAGUAAUCGGAUUGUUUAUAGGAUAUUGAUAGUAAUACUUAAACGUGGCCACGUGAUUUGAUUUAAAGAUACAUUGUCUUUAAGUAAAUAAGAUGAUAAAGGAGCACAGCGACCUGUUUUCUGACUCCCAGUGUAAAAUCUGCAGUGCUGUCCUAAUUUCCGAGUCUCAGAAGUUGACUCAUUACCAGAGCAAGAAACAUGCCAACAAAGUACGACGUUAUAUUUCCUUGCGUGGUGAGAAGGAGGAAGGUUUUAAAAAGCUCAAGUCAGAAUCACCUGACACUCAGGACUGCAACAAUGGAGACACAGACCGCUUGAAGGUGUGUCAUGUAUGUAACAUGACGUUCUCUGCUCCUGUGGUGGCCGAGUCACACUACCAAGGCAAAGUUCACGCCAAGAACCUGAGGUUGAAAAACAUUGUUCCUCAGACCCCAGUAGCGUCCCAAUCAGCACCAACAGUUCAGCUAAAAAAGCAAAGUGCAGAUGAUACAAGCAGUGUCCUGACAGUGGGCAACAUCAGCGACAGCGACCCACACCGUUUCUGCUCCAUCUGCCAGGCGUCGUUCAACAACCCCGUCAUGGCCCAGCAGCACUACGUCGGCAAGAAGCAUCGGAAACAGAUGACCAAGCUCAAACUGAUGGAGACGUACGGCCCCUCUACAGCACCAGCUUCAACACUAAAGGGCUACCCAUGCACUGUCUGCAACAUUGAACUUAACUCUGUGGAGCAGUACCAGUCUCAUAUAAGUGGAGCCAAACAUAAGAACCAAGUCAAGAAAACAGGCCUGAGUGUUUCAGGAAACAAACACCCAGCAGAACAAUCACGCGUAGGUGAAAACCAGCUUGCAAGCAGAGACAACCAGUGCAAUGCCACUGGGCAAAUCCAGUAUGACACCAGAGGUGACCAGUAUACAGCUGGAGAUAACCAGUACACGCCUGAGGACACGGAGUACUCCGAGGCGUACCAGUACACCUGAGGCUGGACUGGGAGGGACUGUACGGGUUUGCGUCAAGGACCUGGAAUGAGACACAACAACCAGCCCCUUUAACACAUUAAAAAUCCAUCAGCCUCCGAGGACCUCCAGCUUCUCAGUAGGUUCUCUACCCAAACCAGAAGACCAGAAGUAUCACUUUCCCAGCUUAAAACAUGUUGUGAAACAUGAAUUUCUUUUAUUUAUUGAAGUUCUCUCCUCUGUUGACCUCGUGUGUGUGUUUGUGAUCAGAGAUUCAGCAGUGUUGAACAAGCAAAGAACAUCUGCGGCUUCAACUUUUUUACAGACACAAAACCUUUCUUUAGAAUUUUUUUUUCCCAGUACCUUACUUCAACAAGAGUUAAAUGCUAUUUUUGAUUUUGAUUAAUCACCUUUACUGGCCAAGUAAUGCAAGAAAUUCGUACAUUGUAUAGGAUUUCAUAUUUUAGACUUUGCUUUAAAUUAGUAAAUAUACUUUAAAUCAGAUCCGAUUACAGCCACGAUGGUAGUUUAUGCUGUUGGACUCAUUUGAGCUUCUACCAAAAUGGAAGUGAGGUUAGAAACUUGGCCUGGAUGUGAUUCGUGUACAUCAUCAAUAUGCAGUUUCGUGGAGUCCUGUCAGUUUGAUACAUUUGGCUAAUAUAAUAAUUUGACCACCACCAACGUGUCCGAUUCAUAGUAGCUGCACCACAUGUACCUGUUGCCAUUUUCCCUUCAUGUCUGUAGUUUUUUAAUUUUAUCUGCACAGGGAGGUCAGUAACUGUGGCCAGUUUUGAUAAUGUCUUUGCUGUCUAACUGUGUAAAACCUUUGAGUCCAGAUAAAACUCACACUAGUUCCAUUUGGUCCAAAUUUCCUUUGCAAGUUUUCUUUUUCUAUUUUCUUUGACCCGGCAUGUUUUAUUUCUUUCUCAUUUUAGUACUGUAGUUGUGAAAAACUGAACAAUAAUUGAAAAAUAAUUUAUUCAAGCAUUUUCCUAAAAGGUUUAUUUAUGCAUUGUUUUUCUUGGUCAAUGUAAAUAAUUUUAUUUUUAUAAUUGGUCACAUUGCAAAAUAGUGAAAUAUUUCAUCAUAGAAUAUUGUGACAGUAAAAAUCUUUGCAAGCAGCUCAUUUAUUUAAGAGAUGAAAUAUGUUAAAGUUCACAAACCUGCGAUGUCUUCACAUUCAUCAAAUCCACACUGUCAGUCUUUAUUUGUAUUUUGUAGAGCUGAUGUCAUUUUAUAUGAUUUUUUUUAAUUUGAAGAGUUUUAGUUGAAAAAAACAGGAUGUUACAAAAAAGAGAUGAGAGGAUUUACAGCAAGUAUGAAAACUGUCAUAUUUCAGAUGAAUAGAGUUUCUGGAUCAGUACAUUGAUAAAUACUGUCAACAGUAAACAUUACAAUAUUUACCGCAGAGAUUUUAAAGAGUGAUGUCAAAUUAGAAAGUGAUGUCAAAAAUAGUUUUUGUUGUUUGCUUCUAAGUUGACAAUAGAUUUUUUUUAGUAUUUAAUAUUUAACUUUUUAGCUAAAAGGAAGUUCUUUUUUGAAGUAUUGUCACAAAGAGGGCUCUUCCAUAUUGUGCAGCUUAUGAUGUAUAAAAGACAAAUGGCCUAUAUCUUUUCACCAUCAUUGUGUUGUUUUUCUGUUUAGGUUAUGUACUUAAGGGCAAAGAUUCUGUGAAUAUGCAUUAAGUAAAUACGUGUUUUAAGAGA
Messenger RNA from Betta splendens (Siamese fighting fish), 2857 nucleotides. It is a transcript of the gene znf346, whose product is annotated as zinc finger protein 346. The coding region runs from base 291 to 1175 and encodes 294 amino acids. Gene Ontology annotation, molecular function: nucleic acid binding; zinc ion binding. The record is from RefSeq and is a predicted model, not a curated record. The transcript is spliced from 7 exons. NCBI's taxonomy places the organism in Eukaryota, Metazoa, Chordata, Actinopteri, Anabantiformes, Osphronemidae.